Messenger RNA from Salvia splendens (bonfire salvia), 825 nucleotides. Its product is annotated as probable dynein light chain. Gene Ontology annotation, molecular function: dynein intermediate chain binding. Lineage: Eukaryota; Viridiplantae; Streptophyta; Magnoliopsida; Lamiales; Lamiaceae. The coding region runs from base 241 to 711 and encodes 156 amino acids. The transcript has 2 exons. Gene Ontology annotation, biological process: microtubule-based process. Gene Ontology annotation, cellular component: cytoplasmic dynein complex. The record is from RefSeq and is a predicted model, not a curated record.
ACCUAGCCACAUUUUUCUUGCUUUUGUUGGACUUAUAUAGCUAGUCAAAAUUCAAAGAUAUAGCCUCCCUUGGCUCAACAACUCCAUUUCUAAUCCCUGUAAGUAUACCCCACACUCAAUUAAAGGCAAAUUGGUACCCCACACAUAUUCAAAUAUUCAACACAAACUCGUUGAACCCAACAUUCUUUCUUCCAACAAACAAUUCAAAUAUCUCAACACAUAUACCUACUGCAUGUGGAAAUGGAGACGACCGCGCCGCGCAACCAUCCCACAUUAAAACAGCUCAUGCACAGCGGCGGCGACGGCGACGGCAGCGGCAACGGAGUCUCCCCUCGGCGGAAGCCUCUAAUCCACAAACACAAGCAAGAAGAAGAAGAAGAGGAGGUAAAGUUAGCUGCCUUAGCAAUCAGCUUCAACAUGAGGCUGAGGUCCGCCGACAUGCCGCUACCCAUGCAAGAGCGCGCCCUCCGCCACGCCCGAGCCCUUCUCGACGCGGCCGCCCACCGCCGCCGCCCCAACCCGACCCUCCUCGCCCGCUCCCUCAAGAAGGAAUUUGACUCGGUGUAUGGGCCGGCGUGGCACUGCGUGGCCGGGAAGAGUUUCGGAUCGUUCGUGACUCACACACCGGGUGGAUUUCUCUACUUCUCGGUUGACUCACUUUCCUUUCUACUUUUCAAGACGGAGGUUCAUCCCAUCUCACAAACAUCUUGAUUAUGUUGAGUCUAAACACACUAAAAAAAUUUGCGUUGUGAUUUGUGUAUAAACUAAACAUUAUAAUUUCCAAUACAGUUUUUUAUUUAACAUGCCUAAACGGAUUAAUUUGGA